AUGAGUGAACGUUACCGAAAUCACAAAGGGUCAUCUCGAUCGACGCGUGAUGAUUCUAGGCGAUCUGAGAGCUAUGGCCGAGAAAGGACGCGGUCUAGAUCACCUACCAGACUGAGGUCUACUACGGAGGAUAAAUUUGAUGGCAUGCGAGUUCGAGACAAGGAUGCACACAGAGAUGAUAGGAGAAGGGAGUCCCCAGACACUUGGGAAUCAGAUGAGCUACCAACACCACCUCCCCCACCACGCAUCAGUAAAAUAAGCAUUGGUUUUUCAAAACCACAAGCUCCUAUCAAAAUGACUCUUGGUGGAACUUCAAAACCAAAAACAGGGGUAAAACCAAAACCAACUGUUGCAUCUGUAUUUAAUAACGACGAUGAUGACGAAGAACCUGAAGAAAUGCCUGCAGAGGCUCGUAUGAGAAUGAGAAAUAUUGGCAGAGAGACUCCUACAUCAGCAGGUCCAAAUUCCUUUGGUAAAACAAAACAAGGUUUCUGUGAUUCUAAGAAAGUUUUUGAGAAGAACCUAAAGCAAGCUCUAGAGACAGCAGAGAAACCGGAUAUUAAAAAGUUACCUAAAACUAUCUAUAAGCUACAAGGGCCAUAA
Molecule: messenger RNA, 603 nt
Organism: Leptosia nina
Lineage: Eukaryota; Metazoa; Arthropoda; Insecta; Lepidoptera; Pieridae
Source: the annotation of a GenBank genome assembly